AUGACUGAUGUAUUAUCUAUUAUCUCAGAAACUUGGAAAAAUGAACCAGAAUAUGUAAAAACUGAAUAUAAAAGAAUUGCUGAAAAUGCUAAAAUAAGAUUUAAAGAACUUUAUCCUAAUUUGAAAUCU
This is a messenger RNA of Cetraspora pellucida, 129 nucleotides long. Lineage: Eukaryota; Fungi; Glomeromycota; Glomeromycetes; Diversisporales; Gigasporaceae. The record is from the annotation of a GenBank genome assembly.